UUCCCGUUAGUCAAGCUCCAAAACAUGGCGUUGCUUUUAAGGACGGUGGCCCGACAGGGUCUAUAUUCGUCACGGUCACAGUUUGGCGUAGUCUACAGACAUGCUGUCCCUAUGGGAACCACAGCUAAAGAAGAAAUGAACAAGUUCUGGGCAAAAAACACAGGACUCAACCGACCUAUCUCACCUCAUAUAUCCAUUUACAGGUGGUCUAUUCCUAUGAUGAUGUCAAUCUUCCAUAGAGGAACAGGAGUGGGGCUUAGCAGUGGUAUCUCUGCGUUUGCAGUCGCUGCGUUGGUGUUACCGGAAAAUUACCCACAUUACCUUGAUCUGAUUCACUCCAUGUCAUAUGGGCCCCAGUUUCUUGCUUUUAGCAAAUUUGCUCUGGCUUUCCCAAUGGCUUACCACACUUUCAACGGCAUCCGCCAUUUGAUCUGGGAUUUUGGAAAAGGCUUUAAGGUACCGGAAGUCUAUCGUUCUGGAUACGUUGUCAUUGCUUUGACAGUUCUCACAUCAGUUGCUCUUGCUGCCAUGUAAACCCGUGGACGUGAGAGGACUGAGUGAAACGCACAAAUGAAGAGUGUUGUUAUUUUGUAUGUCUGUUUCGGUAAUGGUCUGUAUGGACCAAAUUCAUUAAUAUAAUAAAUGUAAAAUUGUAUAAACAAAAUAUAUCUAUUCUCAGU
Triplophysa rosa is the source of this 680-nucleotide messenger RNA. RefSeq names its product succinate dehydrogenase complex, subunit C, integral membrane protein (gene sdhc). Gene Ontology annotation, molecular function: succinate dehydrogenase activity; electron transfer activity. Gene Ontology annotation, cellular component: membrane. The record is from RefSeq and is a predicted model, not a curated record. Bases 25 to 534 code for a protein of 169 amino acids. Gene Ontology annotation, biological process: mitochondrial electron transport, succinate to ubiquinone; tricarboxylic acid cycle. NCBI's taxonomy places the organism in Eukaryota, Metazoa, Chordata, Actinopteri, Cypriniformes, Nemacheilidae. The transcript is spliced from 6 exons.